Chelonus insularis is the source of this 1333-nucleotide messenger RNA. It is a transcript of the gene Polr3F, whose product is annotated as RNA polymerase III subunit F. Gene Ontology annotation, biological process: transcription by RNA polymerase III. Gene Ontology annotation, cellular component: RNA polymerase III complex. Bases 381 to 1289 code for a protein of 302 amino acids. Lineage: Eukaryota; Metazoa; Arthropoda; Insecta; Hymenoptera; Braconidae. The record is from RefSeq and is a predicted model, not a curated record. The transcript is spliced from 4 exons.
CGAGGUUCAUGCGCAAAUUUGAAAAUGUGUCAUUCUGCGCAUGUAAGUGUAAAUUUAAGCCAAAAAAAUUUUUAUAUUAAAAUCAUAAAAAAACAUUUCUAUUAUGUUAGAUACAUUGUAUUUUAACUAAAGUAUCACUUAAACAAUUCUAAAGGGAAUCAAAAUGCCCUAACAACAAUAGAAAAAUUUAGGUUAUGUUCUACUAUGUCAAUGUUUGAACCAUAACCUUUUUUAGUCUGUCCACAUGUUUCCGCGUCAUAGCUUGAAUGAAUAAUUAUGAUAACGUAUACAUAACUAAUUAAAUAAUGAGAAGAGAUUUUUUGUGCUUCAUUAAGUAAUAAUUUACAGAUUUAAAAAUUAUUUAUAAUUUACAAUACAAAAUGGAUACAAAUUCAGAAUCAUCCACUUCAUCAACUGUAGAGCAGAAGAUUAUUGCUCUUGCACAGGGCAAACCUAAAGGUAUAUCAGGGGCUGAUAUUUCUAAAGAAAUACCAGAUUUAUCUCCUGGACAACUUGCUGCUGCACUAAAUAAACUAUUAAGCCAAGGACAAGUUACCUUGUUUCAAAAAGGAAGUGUACUUUUAUAUAAAUUGAAUGAAGUAUCCAAGACUCAACCAUUAAAAGGAGCAGAUAAUGAAGAGAAAAUAGUUUAUUCCAUUAUUGAAGAGGCAGGAAAUAAAGGAAUAUGGAUGCGAAAUAUAAGACUGAAAUCUAAUUUAAUGCACACUCAGUUGAAUAAAAUUUUGAAAAGUUUAGAAACAAAAAAAUUCAUAAAAGCUGUCAAGUCAGUUGCUGCUAGCAAAAAAAAACUAUAUAUGUUAUAUAACUUAGAACCUGAUAAAUCUGUGACAGGAGGCACUUUUUAUCAAGAUCAAGAUUUUGAAGCUGAAUUUGUUGAUAUUUUAAAUCAACAGUGUUAUAGAUUUUUAGAACAAAAAAAUGAAGCUGCUAAAGAUUUUAGAGGUGGUCCAAUUGCUGCUAGAAAUAAGGCUUUUGCUUCCUGCAAUGAAGUUCGAAAAUUUAUUAAUGAUUUAGGAAUUAGUAAGGUAAAAUUAUCGGAAGAAGAUUUGGAAAUGAUCUUAAACACAUUAGUCUACGAUGGAAAAGUACAAAAAACAAUUUCUACUGAUGGAAGUACUUUAUAUCGAGCAGUUCAAUUUUUAGUACCUACUCCAGGUAUAAUGAAAACUCCUUGUGGACUCUGCCCAGUAAAAAAUAAUUGCUGUGAUUUGGGAGACGUUACACCUAUAAAAUGCCAAUAUUUUACUGAUUGGUUAGAUAUGUUAUAAAAUACAAAAAUACUUUUGUAAAAAUGUAGAAUUAUUGAAAUAAU